AUGUCGAAACAAACUCGCAAACUUGACAAGACACGGGAUCAGGAGGUAAGAAUAUCAGAUGAUAUAAGAGAGAGUCAGCUAUGGUCGCUGUACUUGAGUAUAAUGUCUGGCUUAGGUGAGAAGGCCAUGUGUGGAAUGGGUCUAACAUCGCCAUGUGUGGAAUGUGUACCUAUCCCCUGGGACCGCAAGAACAGCAAGCUAGACCGCCAGGAUUUGGUCUACGCCCUCAUCAACUGCGAGCAAGCCUUCAGCCACACCUGCAGGUUUGGUCUCGAGAGGUACCUCAUCCCCCUGAAAUUCCGCUCGGACCUCAUAACACAGCGACAACAUGACCUCCUCUUCAACAACAUGGAGCAGCUGGUUGACCUGGCCGAGAGUCUGGUGGACCGCCUUAUGGGCAAUGAUGGAGACUCAAUCGGAGAUCAGGUCGGACUCUCCUAUUACGCGCUGGUCGAGGAGCUGGCGGAGAACUACAGCCUCUACCUCGAAGGACUUCCCGAGGCCGACAAGAUCCUCGCCUUCAAGCUGCAGGAUAUGGAUUUCAAGGAUUUCCUCCUCGUCCCUACGGUGCCCAGGAAGAAACCGGAUAUCACGUCCUUCUUGCAUAAGCCGGCUGAGCACCUGCGGGAGGUCCUCGGUCUCCUGACGCAGGUUUACUCCGCAUCCCCUGGCCACAGCGACAUCACCUAUCUCGACACGGUUCUGGAACGCCUGAAGUCCUGUUACCGCGGCGUGACCAGCCAGCAGAACAUCAUGGAGCCCUCCCCGCCUGCGCCUCCGUCAGGUCAUCCCGGGUCAGCGCCCUCGCCCUCCGUCAACAGGUCACCCGUCCCCCUCCGGCCGCCGCUUGUCUCGGUGUCGGACAUUGAACAGCGUCUCGUGUUCACCAAGUUCACGCAGCGGUUUGAUGCCGUUGUUUAG
Messenger RNA from Penaeus chinensis, 921 nucleotides. RefSeq lists its product as uncharacterized. The coding region runs from base 1 to 921 and encodes 306 amino acids. The record is from RefSeq and is a predicted model, not a curated record. Gene Ontology annotation, molecular function: guanyl-nucleotide exchange factor activity. Gene Ontology annotation, cellular component: plasma membrane; nucleus. The transcript is spliced from 9 exons. Gene Ontology annotation, biological process: signal transduction. NCBI's taxonomy places the organism in Eukaryota, Metazoa, Arthropoda, Malacostraca, Decapoda, Penaeidae.